GAAGGUCCUAUACAGUUUAAACAUCCUAAUAACCUGUAGACAUAGUUUAUAUUCACUGUACAAUUCUUGAAAUUAACAAACAGAAUUAAUGUACAAUAGAAAUCAUAAUAAUGACCUAGGGGGACCCUGCAGGAGAGCCCUGUGGACCUGAGGGAACUCCACCUAAGGGGACUUUAGGACUGUACAGAACCAUGUUCUGUACCGGGACACGACAGGUCAUCCUCACAAGAGAAGUGAAAAGAAUCAUCAGAAGAGUUGUCCAAGAGCCAAGGACACUUGGGGAGAACUUCAAAAAGACCUGGAAUUAGCAGAUGGUUUUUCGGAGACCUGACGCGGACAGAGGCUGUAAAUCUCCUUAUGAAAGCUGGAAACAUGACGGGAUCUUAUCUGAUAAGAGGCAGCGAUAAGCAAGGGUUUUUGUAUGCUCUUUCAGUUCGCUCUCAGGACACUGUGAGACACUUCAAGAUCUUUCAGAAUGAGGACAGGGAAUAUCAUGUGAACUCCACCAGCUUUUUUAAGGAUUUGUAUGAAUUAAUUGAAUUCUACAAAGGGAAGCCGGUAGCAAAGGGUCUGCUGCUGACAACUCCCUGCCUGAAGGAUGAGUCUACAGGCUCUGAAAUGAGCUUAAUUCCCCUUGAUGAGUGGGAACGACCCAGGAAGGAGUUCGAACUGACAGAGAAGCUGGGAUCAGGGAAUUUUUCCCAGGUCUAUGAAGGGUAUUGGAUUGGAAAACUCAAAAUUAAAGUGGCAAUCAAGACGAUUAGUCAAGAUGUGGUCACUCAGGAAACCUUUAUAAGGGAAACAACAUUUCUGAAGACCCUUCGGCAUCGUAACCUCUUAUCCCUGUAUGCAGUAUGUUCAGUGGGAAACCCUUUUUAUAUAAUCACUGAGCUUCUGUCCAAGGGGGACCUGCUUAACUUUCUGAGAGGUUGCGAGGGGGAGAAGCUAAAUCUGGACGCGCUCCUGGAUAUCGCAGGGCAGGUAGUAGACGGAAUGCAUUACCUGGAGAUAAACAGUUGUGUUCAUCGUGACUUGGCCGCCAGAAAUAUCCUCAUUGGAAAAAACAACAUCUGCAAGAUCGCAGACUUUGGCAUGGCAAGGUUUAUUAAGGAUGAAGUCUAUGUAUCUCAAUCCAAGGAAAUGCCUUAUAAAUGGACAGCACCCGAGGCAUUGGCCUAUGGUCAGUACACCCUCAAGUCUGAUGUCUGGUCCUUUGGAGUUUUAUUAUAUGAGAUUAUGUCAAAAGGCAUGAACCCAUAUCCAGGUCUCCAUAACUCAGAAUUGCUUCGAUACCUCAAAAAAGGCAACCGCAUGGAAGCUCCACAUAACUGCUCAGAUAAAAUCUAUAAGGUUAUGUUGGAUUGUUGGCAGGAAAACCCUCAGAAGAGACCAACCUUUAAUGACCUUAAGAUCUCUAUAGACAACCUGGCCAACUAUGAGCCCUCAGAAGAAUCCCCCAAACAUCCAGCUAAGCUAAAGGAAUGGCUAAACAAGUUGAAGAAGCCAGUUAUGCAAUGAGACGUGAGCCACCAACAACCCAAGACAGCUGGAAGGAGUAAUCAAUGUGCAACUAUUAUCUUACUAGCGCCUACAGAGUUGCCCUAUAUCCUAAAAUAUUGGAAGGUCAAGGUAAAAGGAAAGUCUAUCUAUGCUCACAUUUUCUUUAGGCGAUUUGCCACAAUAAAGACUUAAUGGGCCUUCUUAGUAACCCCGCCUGCAGCUGUCUGAUAUAGAUAAACCCUUAUACAAGGGCAGUUCUCUGGACUCUAACAUAUCUUAUUCUUUGUUUAUCCGUUCCUCUAUUAAAGGGGCUGUCCAGUUCUUGGAGACACUUUUUGGGAGUUAAUAGAGGAUCCUCAUCUCUUGGCUGGGUACAAAGAAUGUCCUUCACUCUGGAGGACCAGUCCUGCAUUACAUGAAGAACCCUUUCAUAUCAAUGGACAUUAUGUAAUGCUUCAUUUCCCCUGUGGAGGCGCUACAGGGAAAUUGUGCCCUUACAUCCAGGUUUUUCCAUAGACUGCAACUGAUCACUGAAGAUCACAGCUGGGGGACACUUUGUCAUCAGCUAUUUGUAAAGGAAUCCUUCUAACAAAUAGGGAUUUUCCAUAGCAGAGACCCCCUUUAUUGUAUGCAAAAGACUUGGCUAAAUGGCCCAUUGCUUCUUCUCUGGAAGCUGGAGUAGCUUUCAGAUACCUCCGAUGGCUCUUAUCUCAAGACAACUUAGUUCUGACAUGGCUGAUUCAUUUUUCAGUGAGAUUCUCAUAGACAGUACGU
Messenger RNA from Hyla sarda, 2274 nucleotides. It is a transcript of the gene PTK6, whose product is annotated as protein tyrosine kinase 6. NCBI's taxonomy places the organism in Eukaryota, Metazoa, Chordata, Amphibia, Anura, Hylidae. The coding region runs from base 358 to 1518 and encodes 386 amino acids. Gene Ontology annotation, cellular component: extrinsic component of cytoplasmic side of plasma membrane. Gene Ontology annotation, biological process: protein phosphorylation; cell differentiation; cell surface receptor protein tyrosine kinase signaling pathway. The transcript is spliced from 9 exons. Gene Ontology annotation, molecular function: non-membrane spanning protein tyrosine kinase activity; ATP binding; signaling receptor binding. The record is from RefSeq and is a predicted model, not a curated record.